UGUCUGCUCUUCACUAAUGCUAAAAAGAAUAUUCUGUGUGAGAAGCCACUGGCCAUGAACACCAAGGAAGUGAAAGAGAUCCUGGCUUCAGCCAAAAAGAAUAACGUUUUCCUAAUGGAGGCUGUGUGGACCCGCUUCUUCCCAGCGUCUGUGGAGAUCAGAAAGCUUCUGGCUCAAGGGGAGAUGGGGGAGGUUAAGAUGGUCCGUGCAGAUUUUGGCGUGCCGCUGUUGCAUGUUCCCAGAGCUGUGCAGAAGGACCUGGGUGGAGGAGCGUUACUAGAUCUCGGUAUCUACUGCCUGCAGUUCAUAACUAUGGUGUUCAAUGGAGAGAAGCCAGAGGCUAUCCAAGCCAGCGGAGUCUGCCUAGAGACGGGUAACAAGUUUAUAGGAUGGUUUUAUCUUAUAACUUUUGAAGGAGAAAAUACACCAGAUGCGCUGCAGUGCGUGAGCGCAGCAAAGCAGUAUGCGCUACUCAUAGGUUAUGUGUGUGACAUUUAUUUUUAAAAGGUUAUUUACACGUGUCGCAUAAUACGCUUCGCCUGAUUUAGAUAGAGGUUCUAAUUUCCGAGCUUAUACACUCCUGUUAGGCAAGGAAAAAUCUGGAAAAUAAGCAUCCUUGUUCUGUCACAUAUUUCUUUGAGAUCUGUUACCCAUAUAUCACUGAUAGCAUUGCUUACCCAUUCAGCAUACGUUCCCCCCUGCCCAGAAACCCGUUUCUGCUGAUCCUACUUUGCAAAAUCUAGUGUAAAAUUUGUUUUCAUAAACACGGAUGUAAGCUGUGCCGCUUGCACCACGUGCUGUGCACGCGUCUGGUGUAUUUCCCCCUUUAUGAGGAGCCGUACAAGGCAUAAAUAACACUGCCACUCUCACAUACAUAUAUUUGAACUCUUGGAUACUCACAGUGGUUAAAAUUAUUAUUGAACAUGGCACCAAUUUUCCUAGUAUAUAUAUUUUAAGAGGUGCUUUUGACACUUUUUGACGCGUUUACCAAUUGCCGAUAACAAACCAUGCAA
Cyprinodon variegatus (sheepshead minnow) is the source of this 1013-nucleotide messenger RNA. RefSeq names its product trans-1,2-dihydrobenzene-1,2-diol dehydrogenase-like. The record is from RefSeq and is a predicted model, not a curated record. Gene Ontology annotation, molecular function: nucleotide binding. Lineage: Eukaryota; Metazoa; Chordata; Actinopteri; Cyprinodontiformes; Cyprinodontidae. The transcript has 2 exons. The annotation marks the transcript as partial.